Arachis duranensis is the source of this 629-nucleotide messenger RNA. Its product is annotated as cell wall / vacuolar inhibitor of fructosidase 1. Lineage: Eukaryota; Viridiplantae; Streptophyta; Magnoliopsida; Fabales; Fabaceae. The coding region runs from base 35 to 622 and encodes 195 amino acids. Gene Ontology annotation, molecular function: enzyme inhibitor activity. Gene Ontology annotation, biological process: negative regulation of catalytic activity. The record is from RefSeq and is a predicted model, not a curated record. The transcript has a single exon.
CCCUUAAAAUUCUUCAAUCACUUCCACUCUAACAAUGGCUAAAACUCUUCACAUUACUUUUACCAUUACCAUCAUUCUCCUCUUUUCUUCUUCUUCUAUUCCCUGCACACAAUCCCAAACCACCAGAGAGUACUACUAUUGGAAUGAGAACAACGGUGUUGAAGAUCUAAUAGACCAAGUAUGCAAAAGAACACCCUUUUAUGACUUAUGCAUUUCCACACUCCACAACAACCCUCUUCUAAGCCCCAAGAGUGACAUCAAACAAGUAGCACUCAUAAUGGUCAACAACAUUCUGUCAAAUGCAACUGACACACUCAAUUACAUUGAAGCCCUUUUGAAGCACACAAAGGACCCCCAAUUGGAACAAGCUUUGGCUCUUUGUGCUGAGUCAUAUAUCCCUGUUGUGAGGUUCACUCUUCCACAAGCUGCUGUGGCUAUAAGCCAGGGACACUUUGCCUUUGCAAGUUACUGCAUUUCUGAUGCUGUUAAGGAAGUUAAUUCCUGUGAGGGUAGAUUGGUGAAAUCACCUUCUGAUAAGUCACCUUUGGGUGAUAGGAAUGAUGUUGUUCAGAAGCUUGUUGACGUUGCUAAUGCCAUUAUCAAAUUGCUUUUGAAGGCUUGAUGAUGGG